This is a messenger RNA of Populus trichocarpa (black cottonwood), 554 nucleotides long. Its product is annotated as gibberellin-regulated protein 11. Lineage: Eukaryota; Viridiplantae; Streptophyta; Magnoliopsida; Malpighiales; Salicaceae. The record is from RefSeq and is a predicted model, not a curated record. The transcript has 3 exons. The coding region runs from base 3 to 359 and encodes 118 amino acids.
UCAUGCAGUCGAACAAGGAGUUCGAAACAAAACUGAAAGCUCUAGUCUCCAGUGGUGAUUAUACUUUAGCAAUGGCUAUUUCGAAGCUUUUGAUCGCUUCACUUGUCGUAUCUCUUCUUGUGCUCCAGAAGGUGAACGCAAGUCCAGCUGCAGGUUCUAUUCCUGGGAAAAACAUUGAUUGUGGCGGGGCUUGCAAAGAUAGGUGUUCCUUAUCCUCUAGGCCACAUCUUUGCAAUAGGGCUUGCGGGACAUGCUGUGCACGAUGCAAAUGUGUCCCUAAAGGCACUUCCGGCAACCUAGAUACUUGCCCUUGCUAUGCCACCAUGACUACUCAUGGUGGCAGACGCAAGUGUCCUUGAAAUCAGCCUUUACCUACUUGUAAAAAGCACAGUGAUUCUCUACAUAUAUCAAAUAAUCCUUGGAGUUCGAGUAAUAUAGCUAUGAAGUGUUGUACUUUCUUAAUAGAUAUGAUCAGGGAUGUCGUUUUCUUCAGUUUACCUUUUUUUUUUUUAUUGUUUGUAUUAUAUAUUUUCUGAAUUAUUUGUUUUUCUGGA